UUACGAAUGUAUCAUGAAAAUGAUGCAAGCAUCGUCUCAUGAAAACAAAAUGACAAAAACUGAAGAUUGGAAUUAUUCUAUUUUACGCACUCUAAGUGAUCCUAUUGAUUCGGUAUUAUUGGAUGUAGCAUUAGAUUAUUUGAUGGACGAUUUAGAAAUUGGUACAUUCGAAAAAUUGUUCCCUGGACCAGUCAUGGACGUUGACCGAGGUGUAAAUGGUGUUCUCAUGACCGUGUUACUAACUAAAGAAAGGCACUCUUUUGAUGAGGAUUUAGGCAAAAUAUUUAUUGAAGUAUUGAACUCUUUGAUUCAUGACAGAAGAGUUGAAAAAAAUUUUGAUAAG
Racocetra fulgida is the source of this 343-nucleotide messenger RNA. The record is from the annotation of a GenBank genome assembly. Lineage: Eukaryota; Fungi; Glomeromycota; Glomeromycetes; Diversisporales; Gigasporaceae.